UCUAAACUCCUUUUGAAAAAUGCGUACGCGAAUCUUAACCCUAUUUCAUAACCUCUCCAUAAUUUACAAAUUUGGAUUGCAUUAGUAACCUAAAAUCACACAAACCUUAACCUUAUUUUGGCUCCACCAUUGCAACGUGACACCUACGAUGUCUUCUCUGCCGACAAACUUUGUACACCAUCAACCAUCGUCAAACAACAUCUCUUCUAUCUCUCUCCUUUCUCUUUUGAGUCUCUGGCAUCCAUUAGUUACGAGAACCCUCCGUACGCUGUCAAUUGACUCGGUUUCUAGCAAGAAACUGCAAUAUAAACGGAUUUGGAGUUUCUGUUUAAAUCGUGGCGGAGUUUGCAAACCUGCAAUUGCAAUUCUGAAGUUAUUUGGAGCAAACAGAUAUUUUAAAUUACUCUUAAGAACAAAGCUAAAAGAAGUUGGUAAGUCUGCAUUAACAAAAUAUUUCUACCGAAUAACUCAAUUGUCAUAUGAAGAACAUCUCGAUCAAGAAAAUGCUUCAGCAUACAAGAGAUCAUUAAGUCCAAUACCUCCCCAGUUUGACAAUCACAUAGGGUGCUUGUUGGUGAGACUGAACGGGUGAAAUAUUUGUCUCCAUCAGAAUGACAAAAGGUAUGGGUUAUGGAUACUCCAUUUAUAAUAUCUCCAAAGAUAAGUUUUGAAUUUGGUGUUUUACUUCUUGGUGGUUUAUGGCAUUGAAGCACAUGAUAGUCUCAACGUUCAAAAGAAGUAGUUAUGUGUUCAGCAUAAGUAUCAUGAACGAAUGAAGCUUGAAAAGCUCUUAAUGGAGUCAUUGUCUAAAAUUUAUAAAUAAUAGCAUCGUACUUAAAGAUAUUUUUUUACCAAAAAUCUCACUUUUCAACCGAAUAUUGGUUGCGUAUUCUUUUUAAUAUCGUAGAAGUGGGGAAAACUGCUUAUGUCCUACCAAAAGUAUUAAAUUCCUCUCUUGCAAUAUUUGAUGAGUAUUUAUGUAUCUUAUUACUAUCAUUACAUUUGUUUUCAUAUUAUUGAACGACUCCUUUUAUGCAUU
Lactuca saligna is the source of this 1039-nucleotide messenger RNA. Lineage: Eukaryota; Viridiplantae; Streptophyta; Magnoliopsida; Asterales; Asteraceae. The record is from the annotation of a GenBank genome assembly.